This is a messenger RNA of Closterium sp. NIES-67, 3679 nucleotides long. The record is from the annotation of a GenBank genome assembly. NCBI's taxonomy places the organism in Eukaryota, Viridiplantae, Streptophyta, Zygnematophyceae, Desmidiales, Closteriaceae.
UUUUCCUACUCUCCUAGCUAAACCCCGCCGCCACCUUCAUGGCGGCCUCCUUCCUGCCUACCUCCUAGCAUUCUCUUAUCUCAACAUUCUACGCUAUACUCUGAGUUAUAAUUCAUAACAACGACCUCAGUGUAGGAAUUACACACAGAAAUGUCGAAGUCCGUUUAGUGAGUUGGCCCCCCUAAAACGCACUACCGUGGCAGAAUCGUAUGCUGCGGCGAUCACACGCAGUAAUGUAGCGUAGAUUUUUCCCCAUAGAUGGCUACUGGACGGCCGUCUAGUGCUCUACUGCAGGACAGCCACCACCCGUUCUCUGCCCAACCCUCCGCUUCCUCCUCGCCUUCCGCCUCCUCCGCUUCUUGCGCCCCCGUUCACACCGCCAUGCCGUCUCCUAAUUUUAUUGCGCCUUCCGCCACAUCCUCCGUCUUCCGCCUAUCCUCAUCCUUCCGCCUCUCCUCCGCCCGCCUGCUCGCUCUACUCGCCCUCGCGGGCUGGUGUCUCGCGCUGCUUGCGCUCUCCACGCUACUCUCGGGCUCCGCCUUCUGCUCUCCCGCCGCGCAGCCGCGGGCUGCGGAGGGCGCACUUGGGGAGACGGAGGAAUUCGAUGGAGAGGGAGAAGGAAUGAUAGGAGUGGGGGGAGGAGUGGGAGGAGGAAUGGGAGGAGGAGUGGGAGGAGGAGUGGGAGGAGGAGUGGGAGGAGGAGUGGGAGGAGGAGUGGGAGGAGGAGUGCGAGGAGGAGUGGGAGGAGUAGUGGGAGGAGGAGUGGGAGGAGGAGUGGGAGGAGGAGUGGGAGGAGGAGUGGGAGGAGGAGUGGGAGGAGGAGUGGGAGGAGGAGUGGGAGGAGGAGUGGGAGGAGGGAAGAAAUCAGGAGUGCUGGGACUUUAAGAACGGUGGUAGGUGGUGCAGACUUAAGGAGUGCGGAACGUGCAGAGACAGCAGGAGGGGGGAGUGGAGAGGGAGGGUGCGAGGGCGGAUGUGCGGGGACAUGCAACCUGGACGUGAAGCAAUUUUGGUGCCCCAAUGCAUGCCCUCCCCGCCCCUGCCUACCCUCUCCUGCUCCUCCUGCGCCCUCACCUGCCCCUGUGCGCGCCAGUGCCUCGCCCUCGGCCUGCCCACAGCGCCCGUCUGUCUGAGGAGAGGCCAGAAGGGGGAGAGCAGGGGGAGGCGGGUGGUGAGGGGAAAAGGGGCGGAGAGGGUAGGGCGGUGAAUGUGAGUGCUGAGUUGGAGGGGGUGUAUCUGGAUUAGGUGUUUGCUGUUGCUGGUCGGGGGGGUGUGGGGGGAGGGGAGGAAGGGAGGAGGGUGCAGAGAGAAGAGGAGGGAAUGGAAAAAAGUGGAGCAAAGGAGGUGUUGCAGGGGCAGAGGAAGCAGAGCGAGGCAUUCAGAGUGGUGGAGAUCGGUGAUGGGGAGUGGGAGGAGGGUGAGAGGGCGAGGUAGCGGCUGCUUCCCCCCUGGCAGUGCAGCAGACAGAAACUGCAGCGGCUGCGGCACGUGCCAUGUGGGCAACACUUGCAGCAAGCAUUUUCCGGCAGCUGGUGUAAGUUGCCAGCGCCUCAUCGUCCGCCGCACUGGUGUCGCUUCUGUAAUGAGUCUCUUUUGGAGUCGACUCGAAAAUAGACUCAUUCCACUUGUUGCGAGUUGCCAGCGCUCCUCGUCGUCCGUCUCACUGGUGUCCCUCCUCCCUCAUGUCACUGCCACCCACCCAUGCCAUCCCAUUCCUCCCUCCCAGCUGUCCGCCAGCGCACUCCGGCCGCUGGUGCGAGUCGCCAGCUUGCCUCAUCGGGCGUCCCACCAGGCUGUGCUACAACAACUGUGAAACACAAUAUGUGAAACUCUGUGUGAUACUCAGCAGAAUCAGAGUCCGUGAGCAGUUUAUUUAAGCUUGCAUGUUUGUCGCGUUCUCCUUCUACUCCCUUCCCACCAUCCUAUUCUGUCUGUUUGCUUCCCCUUCCCCGCCCCCAUGACGAUGUGGAGCAGGGGUUAGAGAACUGCUUUCCUGCUUUUCUCGAUCGUUGCUGUGCUGCUUUUUAUCAGGCCUUGCAUUCCUUCCUCAUGCCCCCUGGUCCCCAGGACGAUGUGGAGCAGGUGUUCGUGUUAAGAUACUAGAAUGAAUAGAAAACAGGAGAACAAGCAAGGUAUAGGUUGGAGUUGUACUCUUUAAGAACAGACACCUAUCUAGCCUAAAACUUCUACGUACUAAUAUAUGUAUAAGUUGACACACCCCCUAGGCUAGAUGGGGUAGUGCUGAGCGAGAAACAAGCAGCUCAGGGUGGCACUACUAGUCCAACCUCUGAGGCAGGGGUCCGAAGACCAGUCAGCAAGAGUACAAACAAGGCAAGAACAAACCAGGGCAGCACUACUAGUCCGACCACUGGAAGAGAAGCCACAAGGCUAGUCUGGAAGGUAUAAAUAUAGAGGAGUACACAAUCAAGGUCCCAGCAAAUGAGACUCAGCGGGAACUAGACCAAGCUGCAGACAGUGCCGCUGAUGAUCUCUAGGCGCAAGCGCCUUAGUAAAGAUAUUAGUUAUGUUGGCACCCGAGGCCAAGUGUACUACGCGGGCCUAGCGACGCUGCUGUAGCUUGCGCAGGAGGAAGUACCGCAGCUGGAUGUGCUUCGCUCUGCCCUCAAGUCGAGACUCCUGAUACAAGAGGAUCAUAGCCCUGUUGUCAGCGUACAGGACCAGGGCACAGCUAGGCCGCUCACCUAAGUUGAUCUCAGCCUCACAGCUGGACUGAGCAAUAGACGAGGAGCGAUUGGACCUCCACGAGAUGGCCCCUGAACCAAGGCUAAAGAAGUAGCCCUGGGAGGACCGUAGAGUCUCAGGAUCGUCUGCCCAAGAAGCGUCACUGUGCCCAGUAAGGACCACUGGCCUGCGUCCUCCCAGCACUAACCCCAUGCCCGAUGUACUUGCUAGAUAACGCAAAACCCUCUUAGCGGCCAACCAGUGCUGUGGUCGGUGUCUGCAUGUGGCCACAAAGCGAGCCAAGAUGCUGAGAGGGUAUGCGAGAUCUGGAUGAGUGCAAGUCAUCAGGCACAUGAGGCAACCCACCAGCUCUGCGUAAGGACCACUGGGCUCUACUGACUCCUCAGGAACAAGAGCUGAGAGCCUGUGAUCUAUUGGCAAAGGUGUGGGCUGUGUGGAGGGGAACUGAAGACCGAACCUCUGAAGGACCUAGCGCACCAAGUGUGACUGUGUGAGAGUGAUGGUGCACACUGCUUUGCCCCUGGAGAUCUGCAGGCCAAGGUAGUGGCGCAGCUCUCUUAGGUCAGUGCAGGUGUGUCUCCUCAGCAGCUCGGCCUUCACAGAGGCCAGUGCGUCUCUGUCUGCAGUAGCGAAGACCAGGUCGUCUACGUAGACAAGGAUGUAGAACGGAGUUUGGCCAGCACGAACGAAGAGUGAAGGGUCUGCAGAGGACGGAAAGAACUGCACGUGUGCUAGUGUACCACGCAACGUGUCGUGCCACUAACGAGGCGCCUGUCGCAGGCCGUAGACCGGGCGUCAGAGGAGCCACGGGGUCCCAGGAGGGAAGGCACAAGUGAAGCCUUGCGGUCGGCGCAGGUAAACCUGCUCGUGUAGGCUGCCCUGAAGAAAGGCAGUAGAGAAGUCGAGGGAGUGGAGCUCGUAGUCACGCUGUGCUGCUACAUGUAGCAGCACCUGAAGAGUAGUCAUCUUCGUGGUC